Magnolia sinica is the source of this 935-nucleotide messenger RNA. RefSeq lists its product as uncharacterized. NCBI's taxonomy places the organism in Eukaryota, Viridiplantae, Streptophyta, Magnoliopsida, Magnoliales, Magnoliaceae. The record is from RefSeq and is a predicted model, not a curated record. Bases 77 to 502 code for a protein of 141 amino acids. The transcript is spliced from 3 exons.
AGCUCUUAAACCAGAAAUUGCAGAGAGAGAGAGAGAGAGAGAGAGAGAGGUCUUAAAACAGAAAUUGGUGAGAGAGAUGCUUCAACUCAAAACAUACAAACACCAUUUGAAUGCACCAUUUGCAUUUCAACCUCCAAAGCUUCAAAGAGCAAUCCAAACACUCCAAGGAAAGAAGGAAAUGGAGAGAAGAAAACAUGGAAUGAGGCUUGUGGUGAGGGGUUGCCAAGGAGAAGAGAAUAAGAGUGAAAAGAGAACCUUCCUAAGCUUAGAAGAAGCUGGUUUGGUUGAGAUUUCCGGAUUGAGCACUCACGAACGGUUCCUAUGUCGAUUAACGAUAUCAUCUUUGAAUCUACUGAGAGUGAUAUCAGAACAAGAAGGUUCUCCAAUAGAAGAGCUGAAUGCAGGCCGGAUCUGUGAUUGGUUUUUGAAGGACAAGCUCAAGAGAGAGCAGAAUCCAGAGUCUGCAGUCUUGCAAUGGGAUGAUUCAGGAUUCCAGCUCUAGCUUCCUGUCUUUCAAUGUUUCAAUUCUAACAAGUGGGGCCCAUGUUUUAGUGAUCUAGAUCAUUGGUUUAUUGCACCCUACAGCUGAUGGGCCAUGCCCAAAAAACCCUCUCUGAUUGAAAAAUCAUAACCUUUUGAUAUGUCAGCCAACAAAUAAAUGGUUAAGAAGAGAAAUAAACCAAUGGUCUGCACUUGGUGGCUGGAAUAUUUGAAUCUUGGAGAUUUUCUGGAUGUUGUCCAUCUAGAGUGGGAUGAAACAAACCAAUGGUCUGGAUUACCAAACCAUGGACCCCACUUUCAGAUUUUGGAACAUGCAGCAUAUCAUAUGAUUCAUCUAUAUUACAUGGCGUAUAAUGGUCAUUUUAUACUUUCUAUCCCUCAAUGAGAAAAACAUUUCUUCAUUGAUUAAUGAAAAAAUCAAGAAGAAAAUUUAU